Molecule: messenger RNA, 3182 nt
Organism: Salvia hispanica
Lineage: Eukaryota; Viridiplantae; Streptophyta; Magnoliopsida; Lamiales; Lamiaceae
Product: GDA1/CD39 nucleoside phosphatase family protein
Biological process (GO): nucleoside diphosphate catabolic process
Cellular component (GO): membrane
Molecular function (GO): nucleoside diphosphate phosphatase activity
Source: RefSeq, a predicted model, not a curated record
GCUCCUUAUUCUUAUUUCUAACAACAAAACUAAACCAAUCAAACUGCAAAACCCUCUUAAUCGAGCGAGAGAGAGAGAGAGAGGAGGCGAUAAUUGCUAGUUGAAACAAGCACCGGAGUUUGGCUGCAGGUCGCUUGUUUCGAUUGAGAAUCAAAAACCCCCAUUUUCAAUUUUUGGAUCUACAGCAUGGUGCCCGAGUGUAUAAUCAUUGCAUCUCAACUCAUAACCCCCUUUUAUGAUCUGAUGGAUGCAAUUUAUUGAUUCAAUUAGUUGACUGCCAAGAAUGACAGUGUGAUCUACCAAGUCUUGUAUUUUGGUUAUUUUUGUGGUAACAAGCUCAAAGGUUUCGAGACAAAUACUUGAACUGCUACUUUAUACUAAAAUGGUCUUCAGUAAACUUGUGGAGUUUGUUUCCUCUGCAACAACUCAUCUAACAGUGCCAAAGACAUCUGCUCUUCAACAUAAACCUGGAUUGCCUCCUACUUCUGGUUCUCUUCACGGUUAUACCUUUUCCAGUGCUAAAAAUAAGGUUAAUCUGAGAUUCUCUUCAUCCCUUCAAGAUCUGUCUACUUAUAACCAGCUUGAUCCAGAAGAUGAUAUUAGCUCUCGAUCAGAUAGAAAUUCUGGUCAUGUGCUACCACAAACUUUCUACCAGCAAGAAAAUGGCGCAACAAGUUUUUCCAAGGAGAAGAUAUCAUUAGGUCCGUCUGGAAGGAAAAAAUGGGGUAGAUUUAUCUGCUCUCUCCUUUGUUUAUUGGUGUUUACUUGUCUUUGUGUUGCCUUGUUAUUUCUCUACUCAAACUGGUCUGGUGGACGUUCCAAAUUCUAUGUUGUUCUUGACUGUGGAAGCACCGGCACCCGCGUGUAUGUGUAUGAGGCAUCAGUUAAUCAUCAAAAAGAUGAUAAUCUUCCUAUCGUAUUAAGAUCGCUACCUGAGAGUUUCAAGAGAAAAUCUAGAUCCCAGUCUGGGCGGGCAUACAACAGAAUGGAGACUGAACCUGGAUUUGAUAAAUUAGUACAUAAUGUUUCUGGGUUGAAGAAAGCAAUUAAACCUCUUAUCAGAUGGGCUGAAAAACAAAUUCCAGAAAAAUCUCAUAAGACUACUUCUCUCUUUCUAUAUGCUACAGCUGGAGUUCGAAGGUUACCAAAUUCAGAUUCUGAUUGGCUUCUUAAUAGUGCUUGGUCAAUUCUUAAGAGUUCCCCUUUCUUGUGCAAGAAGGAGUGGGUAAAGACUCUCACUGGCAUGGAGGAAGCUUAUUAUGGAUGGAUAGCUCUAAAUUAUCAUACAGAGGUCUUGGGGUCCAUUCCAAAAAAGGAAACAUAUGGUGCGCUCGACUUAGGUGGCUCGUCACUGCAAGUCACAUUUGAAGGUAACCCUGGUAACCAUGAGGAAUCAAGCUUAAAGCUGAGUAUUGGCCCUGUUAACCAUCAUCUAAGUGCAUAUUCCCUAACUGGAUAUGGACUCAAUGAUGCUUUUGACAAAUCUGUAGCUCGUCUUUUAAAAGAGGUCCCUCAAAUUAGCAACACAGAUCUGGUUAAGGGAAGAGUGGAGAUCAGACAUCCUUGUUUGCAGUCUGGUUACAAAGAGCGAUAUCUAUGUUCACUGUGUGCAUCUGCUAGGCUAAAAGAUGGGAUUCCUCCUAACGAAAGGAAAGAAUUAGGUAAAGCGGCAAAACGCGGCGUUCCAGUUCAGCUUGUUGGUGAGCCAAAGUGGGAAGCAUGCAGUGCUCUAGCCAAAGCUGCUGUCAAUUUGUCUGAAUGGUCAGAUCAUAUGCCGGGAAUUGAUUGCAAUUUGCAGCCUUGUGCACUUGCAGAAAAACUUCCUCGCCCUGUCGGCCAGUUUUAUGCUAUGUCUGGCUUCUUUGUGGUGUAUAGGUUUUUCAACUUGACUCCUGAUGCUACACUGGAUCAUGUGUUAGAGAAGGGUCGUGAGUUUUGUGACAAAAGUUGGGAUGCUGCAAGAAAAAGUGUUAAACCUCAGCCUUUUGUAGAACAAUACUGUUUCAGGGCACCAUAUAUCGUUCUUCUCUUGAGAGAAGGAUUGCAUAUUAAGGAUAAGCAGGUAUCGGUUGGCUCUGGAAGCAUCACUUGGACACUUGGAGUUGCUUUAUUUGAAGCAGGCAAGGCAUUUCCGAAUGUGGGAAAGCUUUACAGCUACCAGACAUUGAGGGUCAAGAUAGAUCCAUUGGUUUUUUUUGCCAUUUUGUUUGCUUCAUUCUUCGUCUUGCUCUGUGCACUAUCAUGUAUUGGCCAUUGGCGGAUUCCAAAUCUCUUCCGAAGGUCAUAUCUCCCUCUUUUCAGCCAUAACAGUGGAUCAUCAGCAUCAGUGCUCAAUAUUCCAGCUCCUUUCCGAUUCCAGCGCUGGAGUCCAAUGAAUACAGGGGAUGGAAGGGUUAAGAUGCCGCUGAGUCCUACAGUUGCAAGCAAUCAGCAAAGGCCAUUCGAUGCCGGACUUGGUUUUGGUGCUGGGGGCAUCCAGUUCACCGAUUCAUCGUUGUACUCUUCAUCUAGCAGUGUAGCGCAUAGUUAUUCUUCAGGCAGCUUAGGGAAUGUGCAAUUUGACUACAACUUCUGGACACCAAACGGAAGUCAAAUGCGCCUUCAGAGUAGGAGAUCCCAAUCUCGAGAAGACCUCAGUAAUUCAAUUGCUGAUGCUCACUUUGCAAAGGUCUGAGGCUGCUGCUGAAGAUAAAUUACAUAGAGAAGAUGUGUACAUCAAGGAAGUGAUUCACUACCGAUGCAGUAUAUAGAGUUUUGAGACCUGUGCUUCUUCCGGCACAACUUAACUGCCGCCUUAACAUAGGAUAAGACAACCGGCUCAAAGGUGCAACAGUGAUGGAUGAGAAUUUGGCGACCUGUCAGCCAGACGAAAUGCGCAGGUGCAUUUGAAUGGGCUAUGUACAGUUGUGAUGUGAUUCGGGAUGACUCGUCUACUACCCAGAUUUGGCUUCUCCUACAAACGUCCACAUAGGAGGUUUUUAUUUGUAUAAAGAUUUAAAACUGCAUUGAUUUGGGUAGAGGCAUUGGUUAGUUCAGUAUUUGAUAGAAUUCAAGUAGUUUAGUUUGACAUAAUCUGGAGGGUCUUGUAAGAUUAACCCGAUUAUAUGAAACAGCAAAUGACAUGACACUGUUGUUUCUCCUCAUCUUGGAGUUUAAGUUUUACAGGAUAUUUUUAUUGUUUA